CCGUAGUCCUCUCCUUCCACUCGGCUAUCAGUGUCAUCGAUUUCCCACCCAGACACGCUACCUACCAAAGUAUUUCUCAUCUGUCAUUGGCCUCCCUGAUACAUUGUUCCAGGCCUAGCCAUCUCUACCCUCAUCAACGAGCUUUUUCUUGAAUACUUUACAUAAUUUAUCACCCUGUCUCCAAACCCCUCCCCAAGACCCCUUCUAUAUUAGAAUCAUCAUGACAGCCAUGGCUAGCCGUGUUUACCAAUCUUUCAAUCCGCCGCAACCUGCUAAGCGUGAAGGUGCUCUGAAGUUUGGCAUCUUGGGAGCUGCCGGCACCGCGCCCCUUUCCCUCAUUAUCCCGGCCAAAUCCCACUCUGAAGUCAUUGUGCAGGCAGUGGCCGCUCGCGACCGCAAGAGGGCUGAAGAUUUCGCCAAGGCUCAUGGCAUCCCAGAAGUUAAAGACUCAUAUGAGGAUAUUCUCAAUGAUCCCAAUAUCGACUGUAUCUUCGUUCCCCUCCCCAACGCUUUCCACUAUGAAUGGGCUGUCCGGUCCAUUCGCGCUGGCAAGCAUGUCCUGCUGGAAAAGCCUUCCGUAUCCAACGCCACCGAGGCAGAGUCUCUAUUCAACCUGCCUGAGUUGUCUCAGCCAAAUGGCCCCGUUCUCUUGGAGGCUCUUCACAUGCGAUUCUACCCCGCCUUGUCAUACUUUCGUUCUUUGAUCGACCCAGCCAACAUUGCGCACGUCAACGCAGUCUCCAUGAUCCCGUGGUGGAUGACGGGCAAAAAUGAUAUCCACUUCAACUAUAACCUGUCCGGUGGGAGUAUGAUGUCGAUGGGGACCUACAAUUUUGCGGCGCUGCGGGUGCUCUUUGGCGCUGAGCCGGAGGAGUGUCUCAGCUGCGACGUCCACUCCUACACCGACGGGAUCCACGACAAAUGCGACUAUGAAUUCCAAGCCCGCUUCCGGUUCCCGAAUGGCGCGAUUGGCGAGGCAUCGAGUACCAUGAACGGACCAACAUACUGGACACCGUCGCAUGUGACCGUGACCAACAAGGAGACCAUCGUUCCCGAUAAGAGACUCCCUGAAUCGCACGUCCUGGUUCAGAAACGCGAGCUGACCCUCCACGGCUUCAUCCACGGAGUCAUCUGGCACCGCAUUGACAUCAAGGAUGUCUUCGAGGUCCGUAACCGCGACACGGGCAAGAUCGUCAAGCGGUACGAGGAAAAGUCCCAGAAGAAAGCAUACAGCUUUCAGGAAGCAGGCGGUGCGUUUGCGGAUCUGCCGGGCGAGCCGUUCUGGAUGUCUUACCGACACCAAUUGGAACAAUUCGUCAAUCGCAUCAAGGGCCGAGAGACUCAGCACUGGAUCAGUGCGUCUGACUCGAUCGCUCAGAUGAAAAUGAUGGAUAUGGCGUAUGAGAAGAGUGGGCUUGGUCCUCGGCCCAGCAAGACGUUCAACUGAUUGCCGGUUUCUUAAACGACUUCAGUUCUCUCCGUUAUUUUUCUUCUUUAUUUCCCGAUGAUUCCAUUUGCCGACUACAAUUUGGCGGUCCAUUUAGACUAUGCUUUCUCUUUCCGUGAAUGGUCUUGGUAUAGCUCUGCUCUUCUAUUACAAUCCAUCUCGUGACAGCGUUCACCUUCAGUGUUAUUUACCCUAGUAAUGGUAGUAGCCAAACCGGCACCUGCUUUCAUGGUCCAAAUUCCCAAUUUCUAUCUUAUGUCGCUUCAAGACCUUUAAAUUCAUAUCUCGAGGCUUUGAGCUCGGCUUGAAUACAUUUAGUCACUCAUCCAUUAAUUCGACGGAUAUUUAUCUAUUUCUUUCCUUCUUUU
Aspergillus ibericus CBS 121593 is the source of this 1815-nucleotide messenger RNA. Its product is annotated as Gfo/Idh/MocA family protein. Lineage: Eukaryota; Fungi; Ascomycota; Eurotiomycetes; Eurotiales; Aspergillaceae. The record is from RefSeq and is a predicted model, not a curated record. Gene Ontology annotation, molecular function: nucleotide binding. The transcript is spliced from 4 exons. The coding region runs from base 221 to 1447 and encodes 408 amino acids.